AUGAUUUCUGAACUAUUUGUUUUCUUUUUGACAUGUUUGUUUGUAGCAGCAAAUGGUCAGAGGAAUGAUCUGAAAUCGUCAUCUUCUGUACACCAGAAACAUGCUUGUUUGUCUGUCAACUUUGGUGAAACUGUAACUUUGGAAUGUUCUUAUGAAGAGCAUAACUCAAGACAGAUCUUCUGGUACAAGCAAAUUUUGGGACGUAAGCUCGAAAUCAUAUCCAGUUUCUUUCAAUUCAGCAAAGCAGUUACCUUUUUUGGGGAAUUUAAGAACAAUUCACGCUUCAGACUGGAAAAAGAAAACCAAACUCAUCACUUGAAGAUUUUUAAGUUGCAAUUUUCAGACUCAGCUAUCUACCACUGCAUAAGUUCUGAUUCUCACAGUCUCACAUUUUUGGAGGGUUAUAGUGUCCAUGUAAAGAAUCCUUCGUCUCAUAUUCAGACUUCAGUGGAACAGUUAUCCUUUAAGAACAUCCAUGCAGGAGACUCUGUGACUCUGAACUGUACAGUACACACUGGGAGCUGUGAUGGAGAACACAGAGUUUACUGGUUCAAAGACUCUGAAGACUCUCAUCCAGGACUCAUUUACACUGAUGGAGGCAGGAAGGAUCAGUGUGAGAAAACAAAGAACACACAAACACACAGUUGUGUCUACAAUCUGCCCAUGAAGAACCUGACUGAGUCUCAUGCUGGGAUCUACUACUGUGCUGUUGUCUCAUGUGGACACAUACUGUUUGGAAACGGGACCAAACUGGACCUCUCAGUUCCACUGAACUCUGUGAUUCUUCACACUUUGGUUGGAUUAUUGACCAUAAUGAGCGUUUUUAUUAUUUUUCUGCUUUUUCUUCUGUGGAAGAUCAACAAGAGAAACAACUGCACCUCCACAGAUGAAAGAUCACCUGCUGCCCCCUUAAGAAGCUCAGAGGCUGAGAACAAAGACACAGAAAGUCUCCAUUAUGCUGCUAUAAAUGUAAAGAGGUCCAAGAGAUCAAGAAGACAGAAGAACGACUCCAACAUAGACUGUGUUUAUUCUGGUGUGAGACAACAGAACUGA
Messenger RNA from Oryzias melastigma (Indian medaka), 1053 nucleotides. RefSeq lists its product as uncharacterized. The transcript has 5 exons. Gene Ontology annotation, biological process: response to bacterium. The record is from RefSeq and is a predicted model, not a curated record. The coding region runs from base 1 to 1053 and encodes 350 amino acids. NCBI's taxonomy places the organism in Eukaryota, Metazoa, Chordata, Actinopteri, Beloniformes, Adrianichthyidae.